Molecule: messenger RNA, 724 nt
Organism: Aphis gossypii (cotton aphid)
Lineage: Eukaryota; Metazoa; Arthropoda; Insecta; Hemiptera; Aphididae
Product: U6 snRNA-associated Sm-like protein LSm8
Exons: 5
Coding region: 276-566 (96 amino acids)
Biological process (GO): mRNA splicing, via spliceosome
Cellular component (GO): U6 snRNP; precatalytic spliceosome; U4/U6 x U5 tri-snRNP complex
Molecular function (GO): RNA binding
Source: RefSeq, a predicted model, not a curated record
UUCUAACGCCGAAAAACAAGUAAACCGCGAUUUGAUUUUGUGUAUGAAGUCGUGUAUGGUGUUUUUAAUACUAUUCUCUUACCUAUUAAAAGUUUAUACAAAUAGUUAUUAUUAGUUAUGCUUUUAUUAAAUUAAUUCACUUAUUUUCACUUAUUAGUUACAAGUAAUUGUACAUUUUUUCUCUGUCGAUUUUUGACUUCUUGUAAGUGAAGUAUCUAUUUAAUAAUAAUUUUUAGCGAGGCUGAUUGUAAUUUGUUGUAUUUCUGAAUAUUACAAUGAGUUCAGGACUAGAGAGCUAUGUAAACCAUACUGUUUCUAUUAUAACAUCAGAUGGCAGAAACUUUGUGGGAACACUUAAAGGAUUUGAUCAAACUAUAAAUAUAAUUUUAGAUGACAGCCAUGAGCGUGUAUACAGCCCAAAUCAAGGUGUUGAACAAAUUAUAUUAGGUUUACAUUUGAUUCGCGGUGACAAUGUUGCUAUAAUUGGUGAAGUAGAUGAAACAAUGGAUUCCUCAAUAGAUUUGAGUGCAAUCAGAGCAGAACCUAUUGGAUCAGUAGUAUUUUAAGACAUUUAUAUGAUAUUAUGAUAUUUUAUAAUAUUACGAAUAAUUAAAUGCAUUGAUCCUGUUAUAUUAAGUGAUUGUUACUAUUAAAGCUAUGAUAGUAAUAUAAAUAUAAGGGCAAAUAUUGUGUUUUUAUUAAUUAAAAUGUAUUUGUAAUGAGA